Dreissena polymorpha is the source of this 3138-nucleotide messenger RNA. RefSeq names its product hemicentin-1-like. The record is from RefSeq and is a predicted model, not a curated record. Gene Ontology annotation, biological process: cell-cell adhesion. The transcript is spliced from 13 exons. Gene Ontology annotation, molecular function: cell adhesion molecule binding. Gene Ontology annotation, cellular component: cell-cell junction. The coding region runs from base 58 to 2949 and encodes 963 amino acids. Lineage: Eukaryota; Metazoa; Mollusca; Bivalvia; Myida; Dreissenidae.
UAUAACGACAAUAGCCCGUCUGCAUGGAAAAUCGUUUUAUUACUUAACUGAUAGGCUAUGGGUUACACAGUUGUUAACUGUUUAUAUAGUAUAAUUUGGAUAUUGUUUUUGAAAGGGUACAACACAUCGCCUAAAUUGACUGUGGAUACAAACUAUAUCUUCGACAAUAGCAGCAAGACGUUAACAUGCUCAACGCCAUCCCCGCCGGAUGUUGUUAUCUGGUUCAAAACAGAGAAAGGAUCAAACAUAGAGCAAAGGGUCAUUGCUCAAGAAUGGCGGAACGAGUCAAAAUCAUGUAGAGUAGACAACAAUGCCAUGGAGUGUUUCUGCUCUUCACCACAGAAUUUUUCAUGUUCUAUAAAUAAGGUGAAUGCAGCAAACGACGGUCAAAGCUGGCGAUGUAAAACCUUUAAAAAAAAUGUGCAAACUGAAAGCGAUCUAUUCACCUUCAGAUUAAUAUUGCCUCUAACUUCCUUGACCAUUCUACCACGGACGUCGGUUGCGUACCCUGUUUUCAAUGUCGUAUCGAACUUCGUAUGCAUCACUUCAUUGAGCCGACCUGCAGCUAGAAUUCAGUGGUUCAUUGACAACAGAAACAUAACACACCUUGCUAUACAUUCGAAUAAUGAUGAUGUAGCAAGGAGUGAUUUGCAAUAUAUACCAAACGCAAACGGGUACAGUGGUGAAAAUAUAUCCUGCGUUGCGAAAUAUGAGUUCAAACACAUCAGUAAAGUUCGAACAGCUAACAUGAGCAUUCAAGUACAGUACCCCGUUUCGAACCCAAUAGUGACUGUCAACAACCGAAGUAUAUCAACUGGUUUCGCAAUACGAGAGGAUAGACUCGUUCAUUUGAAUUGUUUCUCCACCGGAUAUCCACAACCUUCUUAUAACUGGACUUACCCGGGCGGACGGUCAACCGGUGCUAUUCUGAAGUGUGCAUUCGCUCGCAAUAACGGUAGCGUGUCAUGCAAAGCAUAUAAUGUUAUGCGCACAUUGGAUGGUACAAAUAGCGCAGAGGCUAAAGAGAAGAAUAUCGCAUUAAACAUUAACGUAUUGUAUCCACCAGUCAUUACGAAGUUAUCAAGCAAUGACAAGAACGUAGACAUAAAUAAUAGCACAAUACGAUUACAGAGAGGUGACAACAUCAACACAGUCUGUACUAGUGACGCCAAUCCCCCGGCUACGGUAUUCUGGAAUGGACAACUGAGUGUUUUAUCUACAUUGACCGUCACAAGUGUACAGCAUGACGCUGUAUGGACUUGCCAAGCUAAAAACAAUAUGACUGAAUUUGAUGGAGUAAUAUCAACGUCUUCUGCAACAAGAAACAUUUCCGCGAUAGUAUUAUACUCGCCUGAGGUACAACGUCUACAGAACCAAACCGUGCUACUCAAAACUUCUCUCACAGUUUUGUGCAAUUUUACCAAUGUUGGUAAUCCACCAGCCUCCAACUUUUCAUGGAUAAGGAAGGACAAUGGCAAAGUGAUGAGUACUGGGCAAACACUUACAAUAAAAAACAUUAGAUUGACAGAUGAAGGGGAAUACCAGUGUAAUGCUUCGAACAUUAUGCAACCAAUAACUAAUGAAGUGCUAUUCGGAUUAAGUCAGUCGACAGUCUAUAUAAAUGUUAAAUACGGAGCAUAUGUACGGGUAUUCAAAGCAAAUCAAUCAAACCAAAGCAUCGUUGUUAACCAGGGUGAGACAGUAGAUCUGGUAUGUGAUGGAGAUGGUGACCCCGAGCCUGUGGUUCGUGUAAUGAAUACUACCCGUGGGAAUGAACGUAUCUUAGUUGAAAUAAAAGGAAACGAAGCUAAAUAUCACAUUCAACAAGCAAACUGUGAAUAUGAUAUUGGAAACUACACAUGUUCGGCAAAAAAUCAUUAUAACGAAGGGAGACAGUUGCUGGCACUUUUCGUUUACUGCUCGCCUAGAACAUCGCCAUUUUCUCCCCCGGUUACAACAUUGUACAGAGCGCCUAACGACACUGUGUUGUUCACAUUCACAAUAAUUGCCUAUCCUAAGCCGACUUCACAAGAUAUCGUUUGGUACAAGCGGAAUGCUGAUAGUUGGAGGUUGUUAUCCGAUGACACCAACUCUGUGGUCGCAAUCUCUGAUGAUAGCGUGCAGACACAGCUGAAAAUAUUCCAUGUGCAACUUAAAGAUUAUACCGACUACAUGGUGAACGUUUCUAACAGAUGGGGUUCAACAGUGGAAGUGUUUACUUUAAAAGCGCAAACAAAACCGGAAGUUCCGAAAGAAAUACAAGUAAGCAGAACAGGACAAACGGAACUGAUUAUCGAAUGGAUCCCUGGUUUCAAUGGCGGAAAAAGUCAAACAUUUACUAUCAGGUACAAAGCAUUAUCUGAUGGAAGCUGGAUGUUUAUUCCCAUAAACAUUUCUCACUAUAUUUGGACAAUCGAUGGGUUAAAGUCUGGAACGACAUACCAAAUUCAAAUGAUGGCGCUGAACACAAUAGGACAGUCGGAUUGGACACAAGAAAUAAACAUAACUACACUGUUUGAUGCAGUUAUAGUUGAUAAGAGAUCGACUUCAUCUGCUAUUUGGGGCUUGAUAGGUGGUGCUGCAGGAGUGGUCAUUAUCGUUGCCGUUCUAGUUGUUAUAUGGAGACACAGGACACGAGGACUAAUCACAACAAAACAUUGCCCAACGAAAAGGACCUCGUUCAUAAAGUAUGAGGAUCUUAUCCGAGGCCAGGGCAACAACGAUGCCUCAACAACCGAUGGAAGUUAUGCAACCUGUAGAAUCGACCCAUCACACCCCCGUAAUGCCAAUCAGAUCAUAACACUUGUGGAGCUUGAAAGUCGUGAUUACUCGAUUUCGUCGGCGUGUAAUGCUCAAAGAGACAAUACUACAUCUGCACAGAUAUCGGGUCAAACUGAUGUUUCAAUGACCGAUCCGGAAUACGUAAAUUUACAGUUGUUCCCUUAUUGACUGUCGCAUUUGUAUAUAUAUAUAUAUAUAAUGAGUUUUGUAACAGUCGUGUCGGAACGCUUUUAUGUAUUUCCAUUUGAGUUUUAUGAUGAAAAAUCGAUGUUACAUAUUGCCUAUAUAUGUAAUCUUAUGUUUUAUUAUGUCCUUAGUGUUUUUCUAAAUAAUAUAUGCAAAUGGCCAUGUUGAUUU